This is a messenger RNA of Tripterygium wilfordii, 1009 nucleotides long. RefSeq names its product protein-lysine methyltransferase C42C1.13. The transcript has a single exon. Lineage: Eukaryota; Viridiplantae; Streptophyta; Magnoliopsida; Celastrales; Celastraceae. The record is from RefSeq and is a predicted model, not a curated record. Bases 47 to 748 code for a protein of 233 amino acids.
GGGGCUGAAAGCGAAGAGGGCACAGACGGUCGACUUGCUACUGGCAAUGAAAUUCACAGACUCUCCGGUCAUAGAGCUGCCAAUUAACGGCGCCGUACUCUCUCUACAGCAAGAUAAUGGCUCUAUGCACGUCGGCACCUCCGUCUGGCCCUGCUCUCUCGUCCUUGCCAAAUUCGCGGAACGUUGGGCCAAUAAGAACGAUAGCAGCAAUCCCUACUCGCGUCUGCUCGAUUUUUCCACUCGCCGCCGAGCGGUGGAGCUAGGAACUGGGUGCGGAGUCGCAGGAAUGGCGUUCCACCUCCUUGGGCUUACUGACCUCGUCCUCACCGACAUUGCCCCUGUCAUGCCUGCGCUCAAGCAUAACCUCAAGCGCAACAAGCAAACCCUAGGCAAGAACUUGAAGAGUGCCAUCCUUUACUGGAACAAUCAGGACCAAAUCAAGGCCCUAAAUCCUCCAUUCGACGUGGUGAUCGCGACUGAUGUGGUUUAUAUUGAGGAGUCGGUGGGGCAACUUUUGAAUGCCAUGGAGGCACUGGUCGCCGACGAUGGGGUUGUGCUGUUGGGAUACCAGAUAAGGUCUCCGGAGGCUGAUAAGUUGUUCUGGGAGUUGUGUGACAAGGCUUUCCUCAUAGAGAAGCUGCCACACGACCAUUUGCAUCCGGAUUAUGCCUACGAGGAGACUGACGUCUAUAUAUUGCGGAAGAAGAAGAAGAACCUAGGCCACAAUGUUGGUAAUUUUUCUGCUUAAGUUGAAUUUAUUGUGGUUGUGAUAGGAAUUAGAUUUAAUUUGGCUUGAAUAUAUUAGGUGCAAUGGCAGGCAGUAUGGCACUGUUGGGUGAUUGCUUGGGAUAAAUGUUGUUUCUUUCAUUGUAAAAGAUGAUAUGGUGAAUGAAUUACCAUAAAAAUGAGAUCUUUUGUGCUUUUAUAAUCGCUAAUACUUUGUGUUGGACUGUAGUUGGUGACUUGGUGUAGUUGUCAUUUGCGAGAAAUCUCAACGUUUGUCCUAAAA